GAUAAAUGCAUUAUUACAUUGUAAUGAAAACGAGAGGGAGUAAGCAGAUGCUUUAUAAAAGGUAAUGUAGGGCUGCAAUUAAGUGUUAAUCGGCUAGAAAAUGUUGAUUGCUUUGCUCAUCAUUAUUUUCUUAUUGAUUUGGAGCGUUCGGUCGGAGAGGAUGCCAGGACCGACGCCAAUUCCGUUCUUCGGAAACUCUCUGCAAAUUAAAUCGCAUCCUAAUGGAGUUUUACAGUAUUUCGUGGAGAACUGCAAGAGAUUUGGACCGGUGACGAGAUUCUGGAUCGGAUCCAAACCUCUAGUGAUGAUCACCGAUUUCGACGAUAUCGAAAUUCUGCUGAGAACCCUCGAUCACACGAAGAAAUCCAUCACCUACGAUUACAUAAAACCUCUGCUUGGUGAAGGACUCGUAACAGCUUCUGGGAAAGGUUGGCAUUCGGAUAGGAAAAUGUUGACGCCGGCGUUUCACUACGACAUCAUCAAGAGAUUCCUGCACAUCUUCAGGGGACGAGUCGAAAUCCUUCUGGAGAAUCUCGAGGAGAAAGUCGGAGGAGAUGUGUUCGAUGUGCACGAGUUGAUCAUCGGUUACAGCUUGAACGCGAUGAUCGAAUCCGCUAUGGGAAUAACCUUGGAUUUGGAAAACGAACGAAAUUCGACUUACCGUAAAGCCCUGAAAACAGUUUUGAGGCUGUGUCAAGAUCGUACUUUCAACCCAUUUUGGCGUUCGGAUUUCGUCUUCAGGAGGAGCAAAGCGGGAAGUGAAUUUUUUCAAUGCUUGGACAUUAUCAACGAUUUUUCCAUGAACAUCAUAAACGAAAGGAGGCGACAAUUAAAAGAUGCAGAUUACUCACAGUUGAUGAUCGAUGAAAAUGGUGAGGAAAUGAAGAAACCUUUUCUGGAUUCGAUGUUGAUGGACGGAACGUUCAGCGAUCAGAAAAUUCUCGAUCAAGUCAACACGAUUAUAUUUGCGGGCCAUGAAUCAAUUGCGAACGGGAUCAGCUUCACUUUAUACAAUUUGGGACAAAAUCAGGAUGUUCAGAGGAAAGUUUACGAGGAAUUGCUGAUGACUUGCGGACGUAAUUUGCAUCAUUUCACUGCAACGAAUUUCAGGGAGACGAAGUACAUGAACAUGGUUUUGAGGGAAACGUUCAGAAUGUAUCCAUCAGUUCCUGUGUUCGGGCGUUACGUGGAAUCCGAUUUGAAAUUGAAGAACACGACGAUCACAGCAGGAACAUCCGUUUCCUGCUUCGCGUACCUUUCUCAUCGAAAUCCGGAAGUGUUUCCGGAUCCGGAAGUCUUCGAUCCGGAAAGGUUCGCGGAUGAAAGCAGAAGAGGAAGACACGCGUACGCUCAGAUCCCGUUCAGCGCGGGCCCGAGAAGUUGCAUCGGUCAAAAGUUCGCGUUGGUCCAAGUGAAAUUGGUGUUGGGCGAAGUGCUGAGGCGGUACGCGAUUCUUCCGGGCCAGAAAAUCGGCCAAAUCAGAUCGAUGUUCACACUGAAACCGGAAGGAGGAAUCCGGAUUCGCGUGCGGAGGAGAAGUAGCAGCGUAGUGAUGAUCUUUACCUAUCGCAGAGGCACAUGGAAUAGUUGAAGUAC
Molecule: messenger RNA, 1596 nt
Organism: Nicrophorus vespilloides
Lineage: Eukaryota; Metazoa; Arthropoda; Insecta; Coleoptera; Silphidae
Product: cytochrome P450 4C1-like
Exons: 12
Coding region: 101-1591 (496 amino acids)
Molecular function (GO): heme binding; oxidoreductase activity, acting on paired donors, with incorporation or reduction of molecular oxygen; iron ion binding
Source: RefSeq, a predicted model, not a curated record